AUGGAGAGCGACCUAGAGAGCAGAGUGAACCACUUCUACGAAGUGGUGCGGAGGGAAAUCCUAAAUUUCUUCACAGAGAAGAAAGACAAUAACCAGUACCUAAGUUACGCACGGAUACAACUGUUAAUACAAGACCUGAUGGACUAUCUAAAUAAUGGUGCAUUCUACACCUUCACGAAAGCGUCCCAAGGGGAAGGCAACACCAUGUACCUCCAGGAUCCUAAGUUCUUCGCAUUUUCCAUGAUCCCACAGAAGCUAAGUCGAAAUAUCCUACAGCUUUGUCAGCAGUGCACACUGCUUCACGCUGAAUUGUUCGAUAACAUCGUUUGUGAUAUGCCAUUUUUAUUAAGCCUGUUUGAAGGGAUAAAACACUACGAUGAGUUCUGUGGCAGGUUGAUUGGUAUUUGCGAGAGGGUCUAUUUGAGUAUGGAGGACCCAGGGCGAGAUAUAAAAAACGACAUACGGUGCGUUAUUGGCAGAUCCGACUAUAUGUUGGACAGCAGACAAGACGAACGAAACGGACAGAAUGGAAAAAACGAAGGAAACUGCCACGUGAAGCAAGUCGAGUACAACACCAUUUCGGUGGCAUUAGGGAACUUGUCGACCGUCCUGUUCGAGGCGCACAAGAAUAUGCUGAAGCAGAUUUACCGGGAGUACUUUCCCUUCAAGGGGGAGGGUCAAGCGCAAGGGCAUCGGGCCGGAGGAGGAGGAUAUUCCCUAACCGACGUGGGCUCCAUCCUGGAGAGGAAAUUUAAAAAUGACUUCCUCGAGGGAACACUCACAUGCUUGAAGAAGUGCCACGAGGCUUACCUCACCGAAACACAACCGUUGCAAGGACAGAACAAAACGAUAAUCCUUUCCAUUCUACACAAUGGGGAUCUUAACCUUUUCGAUAAAUAUAGGACCAAGUAUGAGUUAAAUAAAAUGGACAUAACGCUCAAGUUCUUAACCUUAAAAGAGCUAGAACUUUUUUAUGAAAAAAAAAAAAUUUUUUUAAAUUACCCACACGAGACGUUAGAAGAGACAUUAAAAAGGGUGAAGGAAUGUCAAGGGGACCUCCAUAAGGAGAAGUUUGCUCCAGGGAAACUCCUUCUCGAUUUGAAUACGGAAGAGUAUGACCCAUCUGGGGGAAAGUGCCCCAAUUAUAAGCAGCACGUGUUUGAAGUCAGCGUGGUGUAUUUCCGCUCACUGUACUCACCAGAUCACUUUAAUGAGACCAUUUGGCAUGUGAGGGAGUUACUCGAAUUCAGUGACGCUGUAAAGAUACCAUGCCUGCCUUACCAGCUAGUGGGAUUCAAACGAAUACAAAUGAUCCUCCUUGAUGAGUCCAUCCUAAAACGCUACCUGUCUCUAGACUUAAACAAGAUGAGAAAAUCAGAAAAGCAAAUACAACAUGAUAUGAAGCUCCUACAGAAAACAUUCGCCCUGCAGGUUGAUCCUUCACUGAGCGAAAAUGAGCACAUCGUUUCGCAGGCCAUUCGGGAGGAACACAAUUAUUUGCUCAAGCCGCAGAGGGAAGGAGGAAAAAACAACUUACACGGUAGAGAUAUUAGGGAAAAGCUUAUGCUUUACUAUAAACCGGAGCAACGGGAUAAGCUUUCCUUUUAUGUCCUCAUGCAGAAGUUGUUUCCGACUCCAUUUACUGCAGUGCAUUGCAGGACGAGGUUGCGCCCAAUUGGGGAGGGCGCUAGUGAUGCGUCCCACACAGAGAAGGAAAAAGUGGGAGGAAAUAUCUCCUGCGUCCAAUGUGCGAACAAAUCCGACGUCCUUGAAUUCUCUCCUGAGCAAUCCAUCACCGAAAUUGGCCUUUUCCACAAUUUUGUGUUUUGCAAAAAUGUGAACCUGCUGAAUGAACAGAAGGGGUACCUGAUACGGACGAAGAGCGCCACGGAGAACGAGGGCGCGGUCAAAAUGCUUUCCGUGCUGAGGAACACUCUCCGAAACGCAAAACCUUUGCGUAACUUUAAAUUGUUUUUACGAGAAGAGGACUACUACUCCCCUGGGGAGGAACAAACGGCACUUCGGGCCACUACACUUAACUCCGAUUAUGGAUCCCUCCAUGCGAAUGUAUUUUUUAACGACGUGAGCAUAUUAGUGGAGGAUCCGCGCAUGACGGAGAAGAACAGCACGCUGCUGUUUAAUAAAGUUCGAAAUGAUAAGCGGCACAGAAAACGGGCCUUCCAGAAAAGGGGCUACUGGAAGAAGAUGCACUACUUCACGCGCAAGGCCAACAUGAUGAGCUUCGCCUUCAAGAUGCAAAAUAUCGAUUACGAAAAAAUGAAGAAACUGAAAAGGGGGGAAGUUUAUUCCACAUAG
This is a messenger RNA of Plasmodium coatneyi, 2316 nucleotides long. Its product is annotated as Glutathione synthetase. Gene Ontology annotation, molecular function: ATP binding; glutathione synthase activity; glutathione binding. Gene Ontology annotation, cellular component: cytosol. The coding region runs from base 1 to 2316 and encodes 771 amino acids. NCBI's taxonomy places the organism in Eukaryota, Apicomplexa, Aconoidasida, Haemosporida, Plasmodiidae. The transcript has 3 exons. Gene Ontology annotation, biological process: glutathione biosynthetic process. The record is from RefSeq and is a predicted model, not a curated record.